This is a messenger RNA of Gaeumannomyces tritici R3-111a-1, 2322 nucleotides long. RefSeq lists its product as hypothetical. Bases 330 to 1649 code for a protein of 439 amino acids. The transcript has a single exon. NCBI's taxonomy places the organism in Eukaryota, Fungi, Ascomycota, Sordariomycetes, Magnaporthales, Magnaporthaceae. The record is from RefSeq and is a predicted model, not a curated record.
GUCGGGCCGUCCGUCUUGUGUUCACGUGUCCUCCCACACGCGAGAUCAGACCAGACCUGAGCGCUGGGGGGAGGUCCGAGCCGGUCAUUGGCUUUGUCACGGGAGCUUUCGUUGUGGGGCCAAGGCGGGAGAAGGUGGAGAGCUUGGUCGGAACAUGGGACCAUUAGCGCAACAAACGUCACGACACUGACGCAUUGAUGGCUUGGAUUCCACGAUAGAGCACCGACUGACGACGCUGGGGUCAUUCCCGCCACCGACCACGAGGCCCGGCCAGAUCCCUUUCCCCGCUAGGCGCCGGUCGCCCACUGUCGCCGGUCGCGACCGCGAUCAUGAAGCCCAAAGACCUAUCCUCCCUGAGCAAGAUCCUCGGCUCAAUCCAUCAGCCGCUGCCCCUCAAUCAGAAGGAGUCGCAGCGCUUGCUCGACAAAAUCACCACGUCAUUCCGCAAACACCUCGACGAAGAACACCCAGGGUUCACUCCAGAGACUGGGGGCACCGUCAAGUCAUCCGUCUCUCCCGCGACCGCCUCGCGCCCGCAGCCCGCUCCAACCCCAGCCCGGACACGACCGACCGACCACCAUGUUCGGUCCAUCCUGUCGAAUCCGCUGUUCAGCUACGGACCCCCGUCCACCAACGCCGUCGCAGGGUCGGCCAUUCGGGAGGAUGCCAACAGAACCAGCGAUCGCGGGCCCGCGCUGCAGGCAGGACGGGAUCCCAUGGAUGUGUUCGACGAGGCGGUAGCAAGGGGCAUGAUGACCCCCAUGCGGGCGGCAGGCUGUCUGAUGGCCAAGCGCCGCGAGAUCGUUCAGUCGGCCUCGCCGUCGGUCCGCGAUGCCAUGGCUAAGUCCGGUGCAGGUCUCAAGGUUGUGGGGUGGCUACGGGCCUCUGGCCAACAGCGCGAACUUAAGUUCCUCGAAUAUCCCCGGCUCGUCGACGAGCUCGUGCCAUUCCUGAUGGCCGAGCAUCAGGAAGAGGUUGUGUGGAGCUGGUUGGCCGCCCUUGUGCAAGACGAGCAACUCGAGACUACGACCUUCUGUCGGAAACACGCGAAUGGCCUUUUGAUGCGGAUGCUCGACUUCCACAGCGACAACUCUCCGAGUAUGAACGAUGCGUACAAUUGCCUGAUGCGUGCACAAAGGUCUCUCCCCCAGUCCUGGCUUAUCUCGCCAUCCCGCCCGACCGCUGAGGAGCCCGGGCGCGAGGACGAUUUGCUGCUCGCUUCUUGGCACAAACUCAACUGGAAGUCAACCGUCCUGGCCUGGCAGCACCCAUCAAAGCCUUCAAGGCGCCUGUUUGACCAAUUUUCCAAUAUUGGCCACCGCUAUCUGGACCCCAACAACACGGUCAAUCAACUCGAGCUGGCACACCUAGCGCUGCACCACCCAGCAGAACCGAGAUACGGGUUGGCCAUGAAGAUGCUAAACGCCCCGACUACCUGGAGCGAAUGGUACAGCGAACAAAGCAGGAAUCCGGGUCAACUAAUCCCUAGUACGGUGCGCUUGCGCUCACUGGGGAUGGAUGUGACACAAUACUUUGUGAAGCACGGCGAGACCGAUCGGGCAAAAUCCGUGUUUCAGAUCAUUGAAGAGAAACUGCAAGGGACUUUGGCUUAUCACAGUUGGGAGAUUCGCAUGCCAGCUGGGGCAUGAAGUCGUCUUGAGAAUUGAGACUUUCAUAGGAACAUGAUGCCAGCAAUCGCCUCUUCGCCGGCUUUACCUAAUCUCUGUUCCUGUAGCAUUGCCCCCUGGGCCAGCCAGUCAACUUGUCUCUGAUUCAUGCUUAGAACUUGAUAUCUCUGGAGGCAUUUGGGCUGGCAAAUUGGACUCGGAUGGAAACAGCAAGCGCGCUACUGCUUUUUCUAUGGGUGGGAGGACGCUUACAUACAAGAAAGCGCCAGGCGGUUGACUCGACAGAAUGAGUUUACUCACAUUGUGGAGGAGAUAUACCAAGGGGAAAGAUGCAAAGCUUUUGACAAACUGCAAUAGCUGUGCAUAGCGGGAACUUCUCAAAUCCUCCGAGAGGAAUCAUCCGAGCGAAAAUUCAAUAUGGAUUUUCAAUCAAGGGUGACGGGUAUCGGACAGGGAAGGAAAAGCCGGUCGCUAAGCCAGGGCCGUAUAUAAAUACCCAGUAACGACUAAAAAAAGGAAUCCGAUGUCGUGAUCAUCGUGCCCGCCUAGAGAAUCGGAAUAGGCGAGUGUGAAUAAAGCCAAGCCCAUCAUCUUUGGAUGUGUUCAGUCCCAGUUCCUCUCAGCUCUCCUCGUUCACAUGCUCCCUCUCCCCGUCCUCGAGGCCGUUGACGACCCUCAGCGCGCGGCGCGGCGC